GCCCGCCGCUCCCUGCUCGCCGACCGCCUCUCUCCGCUCAGGCAUGGCCCCUAGCACCGUGGCUGUGGAGCUGCUCAGCCCCAAAGAGAAAAACCGACUGCGGAAGCCCGUGGUGGAGAAGAUGCGGCGCGACCGCAUCAACAGCAGCAUCGAGCAGCUGAAGCUGCUGCUGGAGCAGGAGUUCGCGCGGCACCAGCCCAACUCCAAGCUGGAGAAGGCCGACAUCCUGGAGAUGGCUGUCAGCUACCUGAAGCACAGCAAAGCCUUCGCCGCCGCCGGCCCCAAGAACCUGCACCAGGACUACAGCGAGGGUUACUCGUGGUGCCUGCAGGAGGCCGUGCAGUUCCUGACGCUGCACGCGGCCAGCGACACGCAGAUGAAGCUUCUCUACCACUUCCAGCGGCCGCCGGCCGCGCCCGGCGCGCCGACCAAGGAACCCAAGGCGCCGGCGCCCACCCCGGCCAAGGCCAACGCCGCCGCCGCACACCAGCCCUCCUGCGGCCUCUGGCGGCCCUGGUGACUCGGCGGGAGGUGCGGGCUGCAGCCCCGGGACCAGAGCGGAAGAGCCUGCCCGUCCGUCCGUCCGCGCCACCUGGGACUGGGACGGCCCCUCCUCUCCAAGGCUCGCUCCAGGCUGGCGGGCCAGCGGUAGGGUCAUUCUCAAAGAAUGUGCGUGCAGAGUCCUUGUCUUUUAGGACAGUCGGGGCCCACCUUCUGCCGAGCGUCCGACCCCAUGGGGUUGUUCCGUGUUUGCAUUUCAGCAAGCGACUUCUGGGAAGUCCCCGCUGCCCGGGGUUCUAUGACAUUCGUAGGCGUCAGGGGCUCGGCCCCCUGCUGGUAGAGGACUUUCCUCAGGGCCCGCUGCCGCCGGGCCGGCGGGCCUGGGGCGCGGGCGUGCCCGCCGCGGCGCAUUUGCCUUUUGUGAAGGCGGAACUCAAGGUGCAUCCUCAUAGGAGAGAGCGUCAGCCUGGACGGGCGCGGGAGGGCCACGCGGCGCCGCUGCGGGCGCGUGGCCGUCUGCUCAGGGCUCACAGCGGGCUGUGGGGGAGGGCGGGGGGGCGCCGCCGUGACCCUUAAAGGACCCCUCUGUGUGGGUGGGCGCGCUCGGGCCUGACUGUGUACUCAGGAUCUGAACUCGGUCCUGUGGGAGCCACGGGGCUGCUCUGCGGACUUCCAAUAAAACCUGACUUGUCGGU
This is a messenger RNA of Phyllostomus hastatus (greater spear-nosed bat), 1196 nucleotides long. It is a transcript of the gene HES5, whose product is annotated as hes family bHLH transcription factor 5. Gene Ontology annotation, cellular component: nucleus. The transcript has 3 exons. The coding region runs from base 44 to 520 and encodes 158 amino acids. Gene Ontology annotation, biological process: regulation of transcription by RNA polymerase II; regulation of neurogenesis; anterior/posterior pattern specification. Gene Ontology annotation, molecular function: RNA polymerase II cis-regulatory region sequence-specific DNA binding; DNA-binding transcription factor activity, RNA polymerase II-specific; protein dimerization activity. Lineage: Eukaryota; Metazoa; Chordata; Mammalia; Chiroptera; Phyllostomidae. The record is from RefSeq and is a predicted model, not a curated record.